This is a messenger RNA of Sorghum bicolor (sorghum), 2020 nucleotides long. RefSeq names its product rop guanine nucleotide exchange factor 3. NCBI's taxonomy places the organism in Eukaryota, Viridiplantae, Streptophyta, Magnoliopsida, Poales, Poaceae. The coding region runs from base 411 to 1826 and encodes 471 amino acids. The transcript is spliced from 7 exons. The record is from RefSeq and is a predicted model, not a curated record. Gene Ontology annotation, molecular function: guanyl-nucleotide exchange factor activity.
GGUGGACAGAGGGAGUACUCGUGGAUAAUCAGAGAGCGCGCGCGCAGGGGAGGGGAGGGGCAUCAUCGGCAUCGAGAAGAGCGAGGGAAUCGCACGCUUCCCUUUCCUUCCAGCGUAAAGUAGGGGCCGGGCGUACCUCAUCGCCGUCAUCGUGGGCCUCCGCCCUCCGCUCGCCGCGGCAACUACUUCUGCUGCCUGCUGGCUGCAGCUCCUGCUGCUCAUUCCAUUCCAUUCCACUCCCUGCGCUCAUCGCUCGCUCGCCUGCCUGCCACUACUCCGGCCGCGUGCUGCCUGCCCUGUCCGCCACUGCGCGAGCACAAAACCGCGUGCACCGGUCGGCCGGCCACCACUGACCAUCCACCGCACCGCCACCGGCGCCGGUCUGGUUGGUCUGGUCGGUCCAUGCCAGGAUGGAGACCCCGUCGUCGACGUGCGACGAGGGCUCCGAGCUCGACGCGCGCUCGCAGUCCGACUACGCCGACUUCGACGACCUGGAACGCCCGCCGCGGGGCCGCCACAGGCGGGAGCCGUCCUCCGACGUGUCCUCCGAGUGCAGCGGGGAGCCCGGGAGCCCCUACGGCUCCUCGCCGUACCCGCGCUGGCCGGUGUGCACACUCGCCACGAGGGCGCCACCGCCGGCCGCAGCGCUGCUCAAGAGGCUCAGCACCACGCGGCGCGGCGGCGGCGGUGGCGGCGGUGGCGGUGGCGGCGCGCGUGACGGGAAGGCCGGCGACGGUGAGCUGCAGCUGAUCAAGGAGAGGUUCUCCAAGCUUCUCUUGGGCGAGGACAUGUCCGGGAGCGGCAAGGGGGUCUCGACCUCCGUGGCCAUCUCCAACGCCAUCACCAACCUCUAUGCGACUGUCUUCGGGAGCUGCCACAGGCUGGAGCCCCUGCCGCCGGAGAAGAAGUCCAUGUGGCGGCGGGAGAUGGACUGCCUCCUCUCCGUCUGCGACUACAUCGUCGAGUUCUUCCCUUCCAAGGAGAUGUUGCCCGACGGCACCACCCGAGAGGUGAUGGCGACCCGGCCGCGAUCCGACAUCUACGUCAACCUCCCCGCCCUCGAGAAACUUGACGACAUGUUGCUUGAGAUUCUGGAGAGCUUUCAGAAGACUGAAUUCUGGUACGUCAAUAAUAAGGGGCAGAAAGACGAUUCCGUCGCGACGCCGUGCCGUCCGGUGAGCCACCGCGGCGAGGAGAAGUGGUGGCUGCCCGUGCCGUGCGUCACCAAGCCCGGGCUGACGGAGACGGCGCGGCGAGACCUGCAGCAGAAGCGCGACUGCGCGAGCCAGAUCCACAAGGCGGCCAUGGCCAUCAACAAUGCCGUUCUUGCGGAGAUACGGAUCCCCGACCUGUACAAGCAAGCACUACCCAAGUGCGGGCGGGCCAGCGUGGGGGACCUGAUCUACCGGCACAUGUCGUUCCCGGGCAAGUUUUCGCCGGAGUACCUGCUGGACUGCCUGGAGAUCUCGUCGGAGCACGAGGCCCUGGAGGCAGCGGACCGCGUGGAGGCGGCGAUGCACGUGUGGCGGCGGAAGGCGAGCCAGAGCCACUCGAGGUCACCCUGGAGCGCGGUCAAGGACCUGAUGGAGUCCGACAAGAACGUGAUGCUGGCGAGCCGCGCCGAAGACGUGCUGCUCUGCCUCAAGCAGCGGUUCCCCGGCCUCUCGCAAACCACGCUCGACGCCAGCAAGAUCCAGUACAACAAGGAUGUUGGGCAAGCAAUACUAGAGAGCUAUUCGAGGGUGCUGGAGAGCCUGGCGUACAACAUCGUAACAUGUAUAGAUGAUGUUCUCUUCGCAGAUGAAGCCGCCAGAAAGAUAGCAUGAGUGAUCAUUUGUUCAUCCUUCCUUUCUGAUCAGGGAAACCAAAAAUAAGGGGGUCCAUAUCCAUGAUCCAUCCACAAAAUGUACAUUAUGCCAUAACUUGUAGCAGUAGUACCAUCUAUCAAUGGAUGAUAGCACGAGCAGUUAAAUACAGUACUCUACUCACCUAGGCAGCCAUAUCUUGGUUUUCAUCCCAA